AUGAAUAAUUUAGAUUAAAAUAAGACAUGACUUAAAGGUCUCAGUUACCAGGUCAUAAAAUAUCUUAAAAAAAAACAGAUUAGCACUUUAAUUUUUUUAAGGAAUUAUAUGACCUGGUAACUAAGACUUUUAGGUCAAGUCUUAUUUUAAUUUUGAUGUUUUUUUUUAAAUGAACAGUGAUACUAAGAAAUUAAAUGAAGUUGAUUAUUAUGAAACAUGGUAUAAAUUAAUAUAAGACGACUUCAAAGUCUUAGUUACCAGGUUAUAAAAUCCUUUAGAAAAAAUUACUUACAUCAGUCUCAGACCUCAGUCAGUGAAGUGGAUGCGUAUAGGCAAUUUUUGCGCAAAUUUUAUUUUUUACAAUAAUAUUACAUUUAUGAUAACUGCAUUCUAUUUGAAAAAACUUACACUAUUCGUAAAUUAUAAAAAUGAUUUGCAAAUUAUUGUCAAAUUAUAAAGGCGCGUUAAUAAACUCUUUAACAAAGAGAUACCUUAAUAACAACAUUGCUUGUAUAACGAAGAUCCACAGGGAAGUCUACUCUCGAAUGUACUACCCUACUACAAUUGCUUUGCCGGAUGGAUCAACAAUAAACGUUCGGUAUCAUGAACCUAGGAAAAUUAUUAAGUUGCCAUUAGAUUUAUCAUUGUUGUCUGAAGAUGAAAGAAAAGCACGGCUGGAGAAACGAAAGCCCAAGAAGAAGGUCAAGAUUACUGAAGAUUUAGGAGAUAGUUUCAAUGCAAAAAAAUACCUCAAAUAUAUAAAAAAGUAAAAUAAGAACUUUAGUGAUAAAUUAAUCAAUUUGUUGUAGCUCUUCAUAGGUUUAAUGUUAUUAUUGUAAUAAAAAAUUUAAUCAUUA
Molecule: messenger RNA, 857 nt
Organism: Bombyx mori (domestic silkworm)
Lineage: Eukaryota; Metazoa; Arthropoda; Insecta; Lepidoptera; Bombycidae
Gene: mRpL55
Product: large ribosomal subunit protein mL55
Exons: 2
Coding region: 429-770 (113 amino acids)
Biological process (GO): translation
Cellular component (GO): mitochondrial large ribosomal subunit
Molecular function (GO): structural constituent of ribosome
Source: RefSeq, a predicted model, not a curated record